AUCCUUUGGCCAGCCUUUCGACCAAUGGAGACUGUUCAAUCAAACCCUUUACUUCUUCUCCUCCACCGAACAAACAUGGAAUAAAGCUCAGAAUCUCUGCACCGUAAUGAACGCUACUCUUGUGGUCAUUGACAGUGACGGGGAACAGGAGUAUAUUCGACGGUAUAGAAAUUGUGACUAUUGGAUUGGACUCCAUUGUACGACUGAAGGGACGUGGCGUUGGGUGGAUGGCAGUGAUUAUACCGCGAAUGUCAAGUUCUGGGCGAGCGGUCAACAGAAUGGUACGGAUGGAGAUUGUGCUGUGGUGUCCGAGGAUGGGUCGUGGCAAUAUCGGCCGUGCAGUUCCGAACAUCUCCCUAUCUGUGAACAACCAGGGACGUGAAAACGUCCGCUCAGGUUCCAGAUGGGGCGGAGUG
This is a messenger RNA of Amblyraja radiata (thorny skate), 416 nucleotides long. RefSeq names its product hepatic lectin-like. Bases 107 to 382 code for a protein of 91 amino acids. NCBI's taxonomy places the organism in Eukaryota, Metazoa, Chordata, Chondrichthyes, Rajiformes, Rajidae. The transcript is spliced from 3 exons. The record is from RefSeq and is a predicted model, not a curated record.